Molecule: messenger RNA, 1608 nt
Organism: Vollenhovia emeryi
Lineage: Eukaryota; Metazoa; Arthropoda; Insecta; Hymenoptera; Formicidae
Product: fatty acid synthase-like
Exons: 4
Coding region: 42-1112 (356 amino acids)
Biological process (GO): biosynthetic process
Source: RefSeq, a predicted model, not a curated record
UUAUAGCGACAUUAUUUUAUUUCAAAAUAGGUUUUAAAGAUAUGAAGAAAGUGCCGCCAAACGUAUCAUUGGCUGAAAUGGGUAUGGAUUCGAUGAUGGCAGUUGAAAUUAAGCAAACAUUAGAAAGAGAGUCCGAUAUUUCCUUAUCAGCAAAAGACACGAGAAAUCUUACUUUUGCUAAACUUGCCCAAAUGACAGCAAAACGAGAAGAAAUACAGGAUACAAAUCAAACUGAUUCAAGUAAUAUGGGAGGUUUUGAAAGGUUAAUUCAAAAAGCAAAAAAUUCAGACUUUGUUCCAGAUACUCUUGUAGAGCUUGCUACAAAGAACGAGAUUGAUCGAGAUCAUAUAUUUCUCAUACCAGGAAUUGAAGGAUGUUCAAGUGUGUAUAAAUCUAUAGCAUCAGGAAUUAAAUCAUCGGCAACGUGUUUGCAACAUGUUGUACUUAAUAUAUCUGACAAUGUUCAAACAAUAAUAAAGUUAGCUACUUGUUUGGUGCCUCACGUAUUGGAGAAAAUGAAAAAUCAAAGGAAGUUUCUAAUUGUGGGCUAUUCAUUUGGAACUUUAAUUGCUAUUGAAUUAGUCAGAUUAUUAGAAGCUCGUGAUUUCUCUGGACGGUUAAUACUAAUAGAUGGAGCUCCUGACCAACUAAAAUUGAUGACUAAUUUUGCCCAUACUUCUCCAGCCGAAUUAGAAAAUAUAAUACUGCUUUUUUUAUUACAAGUAUACACUCGAAUUAACAAGGAAACGGUUGCGUCAGAGUUGAACAAGUGUAAAACAAUCGACGAAAAAUUAAAAAUCUUUCAUACUUAUUUCCCAUUGGAUGCAAAUGUAUUGUCCAUAAAUAAUCAGAAACUCAUAUAUUACACAAUUCACAAUCAUUUCAGAGCUAUACAAGAUUACAAUAUUUCUUCAUUACCUCGCAUUAAGUCACCUAUAACAUUACUGAAACCUACAUUUCCGAUUAUCUCUUUUCCUGAAGAGGAUUACGGUUUACAUAAGGUUACAGAAGGGAAAGUGCAAGUUUAUUCGGUGGAAGGUAAUCAUAUUACAAUAAUGGAUAAUGAUAAAGUUACAUUUGCUAUUAAUGAAGAAUGGAAAAAAAUGGAAUAGAAGAUAAUAUAACACAAUAAAUAUUUAUUGUGAUAUGGUGUUUAUUUAUUGGGAUUUAUUGGGAUAUGGUGAUAUAAUAGAAGGAAUGUGAUAUAAUAUAUGGUUGGUAUAAUAUAGGGAAAGUGAUAUAAUAUAAGGAACUAGCAACAUGUUACAGUCUGAACACUUCUUUGGUCGAGAAUGCGGCAACAUCAUGGAACGUUGAUAGCAUCUCAUGUUUGUUUCUACUAGGGAUUGCAGCAAGUUCGCGUCAAAAAUUGAGUAGCAUAUGUUGUGUCUUAAGCAAAAAAUCAUUAAUACAAUACUUAUACAAUAUAUUUAUAAUCACUACAACGAUGUUUCAGAAUCUGCAACAAUGACAAACGUGUAGUUUUCAAUAUUGUGUAGAGUCUUAAAGACGUCUUCAAAGACAUCGUUUAGGCAUAUAUGUUGUAAACUAAUAAAAAGUAUAAUAUUCUCUUUACUAUUAUAACAAUUAAAUACAUAAUAUGUAUGU